Molecule: messenger RNA, 3904 nt
Organism: Peromyscus leucopus (white-footed mouse)
Lineage: Eukaryota; Metazoa; Chordata; Mammalia; Rodentia; Cricetidae
Gene: Ncam2
Product: neural cell adhesion molecule 2
Exons: 16
Coding region: 114-2297 (727 amino acids)
Biological process (GO): cell adhesion
Cellular component (GO): membrane
Molecular function (GO): protein binding
Source: RefSeq, a predicted model, not a curated record
ACCCCGGGAGCGGCGGCGGGCUCAGCAGCGGCGGCCGUGGCAGCGGAAGGUUCUCUCUCCUCCGGGCUGGACUUAAUAACUUUGGAACUGUCCGCCGGUGUCACGUCCUGAACAUGAGCCUCCUCCUCUCCUUCUACCUGCUCGGGUUGCUUGUCAGUAGCGGGCAAGCUCUUCUUCAAGUGACAAUUUCACUUAGCAAAGUAGAGCUUAGUGUGGGUGAAUCUAAAUUCUUCACAUGUACAGCAAUUGGUGAGCCUGAGAGUAUAGACUGGUACAAUCCUCAAGGAGAAAAGAUCAUUUCAACACAGAGGGUUAUGUUACAGAAGGAAGGGGUCAGGUCACGACUAACCAUCUAUAAUGCAAACAUAGAAGAUGCGGGUAUCUAUCGCUGCCAAGCAACGGAUGCCAAAGGACAGACGCAAGAAGCUACUGUAGUUUUGGAAAUUUACCAAAAACUCACCUUCAAAGAAGUGGUGUCCCCUCAAGAAUUCAAGCAAGGGGAGGAUGCAGAAGUGGUCUGCAGGGUUAGCAGUUCCCCAGCCCCAGCGGUCAGCUGGCUGUAUCACAACGAGGAAGUCACCACCAUUCCCGACAAUCGGUUUGCUGUGCUUGCAAACAAUAACUUGCAGAUUCUCAACAUCAAUAAAAGUGAUGAAGGUAUAUACAGAUGUGAAGGAAGAGUAGAGGCUAGGGGAGAGAUUGAUUUCCGGGAUAUCAUUGUUAUUGUUAAUGUUCCACCAGCAAUUGUGAUGCCCCAGAAGUCCUUCAAUGCUACUGCAGAGAGAGGAGAAGAGAUGACCUUAACCUGCAGGGCCUCAGGCUCUCCAGAUCCUACCAUCUCUUGGUUUAGGAAUGGCAAGCUCAUUGAAGAAAAUGAAAAAUACACUUUAAAGGGCAGUAAUACAGAGCUCACUGUCAGGAACAUAAUCAAUAAAGAUGGAGGCUCUUAUGUCUGCAAAGCCACAAACAAGGCAGGAGAAGAUGAAAAGCAGGCCUUCCUUCAAGUCUUUGUACAGCCUCAUAUAUUACAACUUAAAAAUGAGACGACAUCUGAGAAUGGUCAUGUCACGCUCAUCUGUGAAGCAGAAGGCGAGCCUGUUCCAGAAAUCACAUGGAAAAGAGCAGUGGAUGGCAUCACGUUUUCUGAAGGUGAUAAGAGCCCCGAUGGCCGUAUCGAAGUCAAAGGGCAGCAUGGACACUCAUCACUGCACAUCAGAGAUGUGAAGUUAUCGGAUUCAGGGAGAUAUGACUGUGAGGCUGCAAGUAGGAUUGGUGGGCACCAGAGGAGCAUGCACCUUGACAUUGAAUAUGCGCCUAAGUUUGUUUCAAAUCAGACAAUGUAUUACUCCUGGGAAGGAAAUCCAAUCAAUAUUAGUUGUGAUGUGAAAUCAAAUCCACCUGCAUCAAUCCAUUGGCGAAGAGAGAAAUUAGUCUUACCAGCUAAAAAUACCACUCAUUUAAAGACCUACAGUGUAGGAAGGAAGAUGAUACUAGAGAUUGCCCCUACAUCGGACAAUGACUUUGGACGAUAUAACUGCACUGCUACUAACCGUAUAGGCACAAGAUUUCAGGAGUAUAUUCUUGAGUUAGCAGAUGUGCCCUCUAGUCCCCAUGGAGUGAAGAUUAUAGAGCUGUCCCAGACUACAGCCAAGAUCUCGUUCAACAAACCCGACUCCCAUGGAGGUGUGCCUAUUCAUCACUAUCAACUGGACGUCAAAGAAGUGGCGUCAGAAACCUGGAAAAUAGUACGCUCCCAUGGAGUUCAAACAAUGGUUGUUUUGAGCAGCCUGGAACCAAAUACGACUUAUGAAAUCAGGGUUGCGGCAGUAAAUGGAAAAGGGCAAGGGGACUACAGCAAAAUAGAAAUAUUCCAGACCCUGCCAGUCCGGGAGCCAAGUCCCCCUUCCAUACAUGGACAGCCAAGCAGUGGGAAGAGUUUUAAAAUCAGCAUCACCAAACAAGACGAUGGAGGGGCCCCUAUUUUAGAAUACAUUGUGAAAUACAGAAGUAAAGAUAAGGAAGACCAGUGGCUGGAGAAGAAGGUUCAGGGGAAUAAAGACCACAUCAUUUUGGAACAUCUGCAGUGGACGAUGGGCUAUGAAGUGCAAAUCACAGCUGCCAACAGACUGGGGUAUUCUGAGCCCACCGUAUAUGAGUUCAGCAUGCCCCCAAAGCCCAACAUCAUUAAAGACAGUUGCUGUGAAUCGAACACAGUUGAAAAUGGCGGCCAGUCAUUGCCACUGAAUGCUGUUGGGUUCUCUUUCGUUAUAGCCACGGGUCUGUCUUGCUUGUUUUAAUGUUAUUGUGUUCUGUGGUACGCCCUGAACAGAGAUAAAGGAAAGAGUGGCACCAGGCUGUUCAAAGGAUAUAACUAAAAGUUUCUGCAGUCCAACUUACAUUUGAACACUUAGCCUCUUCCUCUGUCUUCACCAACCAAGGGAAAGUCAGGAACCCAGAAGGAAGUUUCCAUAGAGAUUCUUUCUCUUGACUACUUUCUCAACAACACUAUGUUUUACUGUAAAGGCUUCAUAGACUUUGCUAUAAAUUGUGCCCCUUGUACAUUGAACACAAGCAUUUUCUACAGCCAGUCCUCUUUCAUUUAAUUAGUUUUGCAAAUAUAACUCAGCAUCCAUCAGCACAAAGCAUGUAAACUGUGGGGUUUUUUUUUUUUUUUUUUUUUUUUUUUUUUUUUUUUUUAUUGUGGGCCAUCCCUACCAGUCUUUUAAACUGUUAUAUGAAAAUUUCUCGUUUUAUGAACGUUUAUAAAAUUUUAUAGUUUCUACCAUUAUAUAAAACACAAAUUUGAUAUUCAGUUAUAUCAAAUACAUAUAUAUCUUAUUCUGUUUUCUUCAGUUUUUAGACAAUGGUUGAAGGAACACAAAGGAUUCAAGUUUCCUCACUUAAAUCUGCAAAGCCAAUUAGUAUUUUCUUAAGUGAAAAUAUCUCUCUACCAUUGUCCACAAUAAGUAAGCUUAAUCUCAGUUAAAUUUUACUCAAUUCAGUAAAUUCACAUCAUUUUUUUUUUUAAGCUGGAACCAAGUAUUGCAAAUGUAACAUCCUAUGCAGUUACAUAUUGCAUUUUCCUGAACUUGUGACAGUCACUGUCUUUGCAAGUAUCAAAACGAGAAAUGACUGUUUUAGGUAUUACUUGCAAGGAGAUGAAAAGUAGAUGAGAGCAAGAACCUGCUGCGUUCAAAUUUUCUAAAGAAGCUCAAUUUGAAGAAACACAAGAAGGGCAUCUGCUUUUCCAAUUUCAGUUAUUUGAAAGCGAUAAGAAUGUGCCCUUUGCUUUGAGCCACAUCCUAGAAUGUGAUGUGGUUAGGACUACUUAGGCCAAUUAGGAAACACACACUCACACACAUACACACACAUACAGCACACACACGCACACACACCCUGCAUUUAUACAGACAAACAGCAGUUUUUACUUGCCGAAUCAAAAAUUAAACUUCAGCUUUUGAGAUUCUCCCAUCAAAACCUGGCAUUCGGUUUCUCUGAAGCAUUCUCUGUGCUUUUAGGCAAUCUAAACAUAUUGUUUAUUAUGUGAGAUACAACAAGAUUAGAUAUGUAUUAAUAAUUGCUUUUUAGUUAAUUUAUAAUUUACAAUAUCUUUAGUUUGCAAAUAUUGUAUUUGUCUUAUAGCUUGCAAAAUAAUCUAAAAACAUGACCCAUUUAAAGAUUUUUUUUCCUCAUUGUUGAAAAAUAACAAAAAAUGUUCCAAUUCAGUCAGUAUGGAAAAUCUAAUUAGUAUCUGGGAAUUUUUUUUUUUAAUUUUUGAAAGUGAUAUGAACCAUGCUUUCUCUACUAUAUAACUCUUUGUGACUUUGUACUAUAUUCCUUGGUACUUCACUUAGGAAAUGAUACGUUAAUUAUUGAUCAGUAGAAAAUAUUGAGAGUGAAAUAA